Solanum dulcamara is the source of this 3056-nucleotide messenger RNA. Its product is annotated as E3 ubiquitin-protein ligase UPL5. The record is from RefSeq and is a predicted model, not a curated record. Gene Ontology annotation, molecular function: ubiquitin-protein transferase activity; protein binding. Gene Ontology annotation, biological process: positive regulation of protein catabolic process; proteasome-mediated ubiquitin-dependent protein catabolic process; protein polyubiquitination. The transcript has 3 exons. Lineage: Eukaryota; Viridiplantae; Streptophyta; Magnoliopsida; Solanales; Solanaceae. Bases 178 to 2832 code for a protein of 884 amino acids.
UCUCCAUUUUCUCUCUCUACACUUUCUCUCUCUUCUUCUUCUUCUUCUUCUUCUUCUUGAUUUCAGUUUUGAUUGAGGAAAUUUUUGAAUUCAGAAGAAAAUAUUAGUGGGUCUAGUUUCUUUUUUGGUGAAUUUUGGUGUUAUGAUUCUUCUAUGGAGUAAAACCCCGGAGUUUCAAUGACCGGCGGUAAUCCCAAACGAAAACUUGAAGAUUAUGCCGCCGAAGAAGACGCCGAGGUUUCAUCUGAGCUAUACUUAGUACCCUCCGCCGUCAGAAUGAGAAAAGACCAAUCUAACCUUACCUCUUUCACCGAUUCCCCUCAACGUCAUCAUCACAACAACAACAGCUCUGACUCAGCUUCUUCAUCGCCGUCACCGGUUCCGUCGUCAUCAUCGUUCAUCCAGUCAACUAGGUUUCUGGGUCGUCUUCAGUUUUUCGUCCGGUUGUUAUCCGGCGGCAACACUUUGGUUAUUCAAGCUGAGUCGACUGACUCAGUAAAAUCAAUUCAUGAGAAAAUCCAAUUCAUUACUGGAAUACCCAUAACUGAGCAGAGAUUAAUCUACAGAGGGAAACAGCUACAGUGGGAGCAAACGUUAGCCGGCUGCAACAUUCAAAAUGAUGCUGGACUGCAAUUGGUUGGACGAAUGCGAAGUACGGGGCAUCCACAAGCAUGGCAAUUGAUAAACGACUUGGUUUCUCAGAUUUUUGAUCUGUGUAAAAGCGGUAAUCCUCGCCCUUCGAGUCGUAUAAAGACGAGACUCAUUGAGUUUCUUACUAUGACACCUCGAAAUGCUCCUGAUAAAUCCGCUGAGCACCUUCAAAUUUUCCUCUCUUCGUGUGCCCCGGCAGCUUUGGUAAUGCUGUAUAUGUCUCAAGCUAAAGUGAACAAAGAUACUGCUGAUGAAUCCAUUCGUCAAUUUAUUAAUUCGAGUAAGACUGUUUUGCCUAAUCCUAUAUAUAUGCAAUGUGCUCCUAUAGUUUUAGAAUUCUGUAAGUUGCUUAGUGGGUCUGCUGGUGUUGAUGAUUCUUUAUAUGGUCUUUGUCGAAGUAGUUUAGGGGGUAUAGUAGAGUCCGUUGGGGUUACAAGUUGGGAGAGUAAUGGUAAAGAUGAAAUGGGAUUGAAAGACAUUUUCCCAUUUGUUCGCGAGUUAGCAGCUAAGCUAUCACAGGCUUUAGAAUCAAGUAUGGGAUCGGAUACCUUAAUGGGGCCGUCUUUGAGUGAUGUGCGUGAUUUUACUGCGUUUAUGCAUCCUAUCAGGAAUUUGAUAGGGGAUCAUGUAGCGAUUAGCAGUCCAAUCGCUUUCCCGUUGCAGGAGGAAGGCACCAGUGAGGAGGAAAGCGAAAUAUUUGAGAUGUUGUAUUACAGACAACAGAUUAAAUGUUUGCAUGAUAUUUGCUUUGAUUUACUGGAGAAAUUAGAGCUAUGUCUAAAGAAAAUGGAAGAAUCUUUAGCAUUGAAAGAGAAAGGAGAAGGUGAGCCUUUUGCACUCGGCUGGUCCCAGUAUCUUGCCAUUCUGAAGGAGAUAAAUGGUAUAUCAAAACUUUAUAAGGGCUUGGAGGAUGUAUUUUGGAAUAAAAUGAAGCAAAGAAAAGUUUCUUUGUGUUUCCUGAUUGUUAGAUUUGCUAAACGAUCUGAAGAUCAUCGGUGGAUUCUGGACCACAAGGAAGUGACUAAUUUUGAGUCGAGGAGGCAUUUGGCCAUGAUGAUGCUUCCAGAAGUGAAGGACGAGUACGAGGAGCUUCAUGAGAUGCUCAUUGACCGCUCUCAGUUGCUAUCAGAAUCUUUUGAGUACAUUGCACAUGCAGAUCCUGAGUCAUUACGUGGUGGCUUGUUUAUGGAGUUCAAGAAUGAAGAAGCUACAGGUCCUGGCGUCUUGAGGGAGUGGUUUUUCUUGGUAUGCCAAGCAAUCUUCAACCCUCAGAAUGCACUGUUUGUUGCUUGUCCAAAUGACCGCAGAAGGUUUUUUCCAAAUCCAGCGUCGAAGGUGGACCCAUUGCACCUUGAGUAUUUUAGCUUCUCUGGCAGGGUAAUUGCUUUGGCCUUAAUGCAUAAAAUACAAGUUGGCAUUGUCUUUGACCGCGUGUUCUUCUUACAAUUGUCGGGCAAGAGUAUUUCAUUAGAUGACAUAAGGGAUGCAGAUCCAUUCUUAUACAGCAGCUGCAAGCAGAUAUUGGAAAUGGAUCCGGAGAUGGUAGAUCAAGAUACUCUUGGUUUGACAUUUGUUCGUGAAGUUGAAGAGUUAGGAUCCAGGAAGGUUGUCGAGCUUUGCCCUAAUGGGAAAAGCACCAUGGUGAAUAGUAAAAAUAGGGAGCAGUAUGUUGAGCUUCUUAUUCAGCACCGCUUUGUCACAUCCAUUGCUGAGCAGGUAGCUCAUUUUGCUCAAGGUUUUGCUGACAUUAUAACUACCUUAAGGCUCCAGAAAUCCUUUUUCCAGAGCUUAGUUCUUGAAGAUCUUGACUGGAUGCUCCAUGGGAGUGAAACUGCUGUUUCUGUGGAAGACUGGAAAGCACAUACUGAUUAUAAUGGUUAUAAAGAAAGUGAUCCUCAAAUAGCUUGGUUCUGGAAGAUUGUUGGGUGCAUGUCAGCCGAGCAGAGAAAGGUUCUCCUCUUCUUUUGGACUUCAAUAAAAUAUCUUCCCGUAGAGGGUUUUGGAGGUUUGGCCUCUAGGCUUUACAUCUACAAAACCAGAGAGUCAAACGAUCGUUUGCCUUCUUCGCACACAUGCUUCUUCCGACUAUGCUUUCCUCCUUAUCCAUCCAUGGAUGUCAUGCAAGAUCGGCUUCACAUUAUCACCCAAGAGCAUGUCGGUUGCAGCUUUGGUACGUGGUGACAUCGUCGAUCUUUUUGGACCUGAAUCAAACUGCACAUAAGUUAUGUGAUCAACUUGUACAUAUGUAUAGUGUAUGCUCCUAUUUGGAACUUAACUUUGGUAAGGUUUUUCUAGUUGGUUUAAAUGGUGGAAGGUUGUAGUUUAUUCUCCCCCUAAUUUAACUCUUAUACAGGUAUAAUAUCUGUUAAUAAAAAAAGUAAGAAGGGUCAAGUUUUUUCUUUUAA